AAGCUGAGUUCUUACUGAGAUGAAGAUAAAGAUGAAGAUAAAAAAUAUUUUCUUCAGAUAUUUGAUGAAUGUUACGGUUCAUUCAUUGACUCAUUGUCUUAUACACAUAAACACAUAAAAUACUAUUAAAGUGGUACAACACAAGUAAGUAGUAGAUCACACGGCUUUACUGUGUUUAAUUACAGACACAGAGAGAUUUAAUAGAGCUCUAAUGAGAAAGAAUUCUACUUAUGAAGUAACUGAAUGUGCUCAUAGAUCAUUAUAGACCUUUAUAGACUAUAGUAGGCUCACUCCACUAUGUACAUCGCCUUGUCCAGCACUCUUACUGGGGACAUGUCCCUUCUGGAUAUAUGUUCUGUGGCAGGUUGGUCCUCUCUGCAAACCCUUAUCAGUUUAUAUAACCUGGAACCCACCCCUGGACCUGGAGCCCAUAGAGCUAAUGAUGCUCUGCUCCCAGCUUGUUUGUGCCUUUUCACGACCUCCUGGAGAGACACAGAAAAUAAAUCCUGCUGUUUAAUGGACAAAUACAGAAGUAACAAAUCUAUUUCAGUUUUCUGUUCACACACAGUUUCAUUUAGGUGGAUGAUCACUGUUGGUGCUUGAGGUCUUUAAAUGUCUGUCACAUGAUAUCGACCUCUCUCGACUUUAUACAUCAUCAUAUCUACUGCAGAGAUGUGGAACGUCUCCAUAUUAAUGUGCCUUUGGAAAGGGAGAUCGUAAUCAAAAUCAUGUCUGAUGGUCAAAUCUCCAGAUAAUUUGUCUGUACACUUUACUUCUGGGUCAAAACGGAUGUAUAAGAACAUGUGUGUGUGUUCAGAAGAGGUCAACUUCCUGUGUUGAACAGUUUGACACCCAUGCUGUGAGUUUGUAGAUAUUUUGGGUGUAUUGCUUUAAUCCAGGAAGUACUUUUAUUUCUCACACACUGAAGAAGAGAUGAAGAUGCUGCAGUUGGUUCUGAUUCUGCUCGUGCUGUCUGGUGUUUUCACUCAGGACAGUAAAUGGGGUGUGAAAUAUCCUGAUAAACCGAUCUGUGCUGUGAGAGGAUUCAGUGUCUCCAUUAAAUGUAGUUAUUCUGAUCCACAAACUCGUCAGGUGAAACAAAAGCUUUGGUGCUCGAUGAACUCAAACACAGAUAAGUGUGAAGCCCCACAGUAUGUUUAUAACAGCUCAAUAAACACAGAGUCAGACUUUAAGUUCACUGGAGACGACAAAUCAGACUGUACUUUAUUAAUCCACAAUGUACAGUUCAGUUAUUCUGGAGUUUACAAAUUCAGAUUUAGUACUAAUGUGACCGGUGGUAAAUGGACAGGUGAACCUGGAGCGACUCUACAAGUUACAGAUUUAAAGGUGUCACUAAUCAGACUCAGUGGAAACGGAACCCUUAAACAAGGAGACUCCUUAAAUCUGACGUGUGAUGUGAGCUGCACACACACUUCCUCACAGUUUGUGUGGUCUAAGAACAACCAGCGUUUAUAUACAUCAGGACCCGUUCUUCACUUUCCUGCUCUAACCCUGAGGGAUUCUGGGGAUUACACCUGCACUUGGGGAACCGGUGAGACGUCAGGAUCUGAAACUAUCAGCCUUCACGUGGAGGAUGACACAGAAAAUCCUGAACGUUGGUUGAUGUGGGUCAUUGUUGGUGUGACUGCCGGAGUGAUCGUCAUCAUCACAGGAGCUGUGAUUCACAAAAGGAGGAGUGUCCACACCGAGCAGAAGAACGAGGAUGAUUCUGAAAACUACAACAACGUCCAGAAGGAUGAGGAUGAUUCUGCAAUCUACACCAACAUCCAGAAGGAUGAGGAUGACUCUGCAAUCUACGCUAAUUUAUAACACAGUGAGCUGAUCACAGUUUCACACCUCAUGCUCAGCUUAAAAACUUGUCAAUUUCCUCUUUGCCUUAAAAUAUUAAACACAAACAUUUCCUGUAUGUUGCAUCUGUGCUUUAUUUCAUGAUAGAUGGCUGUUUAUUGUGUUAAUGUUUCUACUUUCAAUAACUUUAUGUAAGAUUUCUAUAAGAUUCUAUAAGACUAUAAGAUUUAUACAGUUGUUUGAUGUUUUAUAUGUAAAUUAGAGUAGAAGUCUAUCCUCCUUUCUCCUGUAUGUUGUGCUCGAAAGUGAGCUGCUACUCAACAGGAUGCAGUACGCACUGAUUUAGCACUGAAAUGUUCAUGAAGUUUCUAGUUAAUAUAAAACUGAUACACAAAAAAAUGAAACACAACCUGCAACACAACCAACACACACUUAUCUGUACACAUGGCAUAUUGAGUAAAUACUUCCAGCUUCUGUGUUAAACCACAUCUUUUACACUUACAGAACAAUAAAAUUGUGUUUAAGUUCUAAA
Molecule: messenger RNA, 2341 nt
Organism: Tachysurus fulvidraco (yellow catfish)
Lineage: Eukaryota; Metazoa; Chordata; Actinopteri; Siluriformes; Bagridae
Exons: 5
Coding region: 934-1830 (298 amino acids)
Source: RefSeq, a predicted model, not a curated record